AUGUCCGCCGCACCGCAGAUGCAGCAGUCGGCCUCCCAGCGCUCGCGCACAAACGCCCGGAAGCGCGCCAACGACGAGAACCCUUACCAGACCCCGAAGCACGAUCACGACCAGCGCGUCAAACGUAUCAAGCGCGAUGACGGCCUGCCCUAUCCUCCACCACAAGCCUCGGCCUCGAACAGCACGCGCCAAUCAAGCAUUGACUUUGUAUCUUUGCCGACGGCUGCACUCCAUCGUUACCUGGUGCUACACGACCUAGUGCCAUACGUCCAUCCGAACCCGUUGUCCCCUCGCGACCCACACGCACCCGCAGCACUUCUGUCAACGAGAACCAGGCGAAGUACUACACCGGAUAACGGUCGCCGACGAAGUGCACGCAAUACGGAAGACGAUGCGUUGUGGGCACGCGCACCUAUUCUCGCUGAUGCGCAGGACGUGCACGAGAUGCUCGCGCAGAUCUGCGCGCGCCACGCGAACGAGAACGCCGUGCGCGAGGUCGACACCAUUGCCGCCUUUUCUGCAGCUGUACACUUUCACCGCAGACUCUGA
Molecule: messenger RNA, 549 nt
Organism: Peniophora sp. CBMAI 1063
Lineage: Eukaryota; Fungi; Basidiomycota; Agaricomycetes; Russulales; Peniophoraceae
Source: the annotation of a GenBank genome assembly